This is a messenger RNA of Mollisia scopiformis, 1750 nucleotides long. Its product is annotated as DUF185-domain-containing protein. Gene Ontology annotation, cellular component: mitochondrion. Lineage: Eukaryota; Fungi; Ascomycota; Leotiomycetes; Helotiales; Mollisiaceae. Gene Ontology annotation, biological process: mitochondrial respiratory chain complex I assembly. The transcript is spliced from 4 exons. The record is from RefSeq and is a predicted model, not a curated record. The coding region runs from base 158 to 1648 and encodes 496 amino acids. Gene Ontology annotation, molecular function: protein-arginine omega-N symmetric methyltransferase activity.
UUUGUGAUUGUGUUGUUAUUGUUGUUUUGUUAUCGAGCGGCGUCAUUGUCGAGAUCCGAGAUAUUUUUUUGGGUAGAGCUUCAGCCGAGCUACAACUUCUGGACCAAAAAAAUAUAGACAGAUUGAGAUGGGACGGUAACAAUCUUGAAAGGCCAAAAUGAGGUCAAUCGUAUGCAAGCAGGCGAGAACUGCUUUACGCAGUGCUCCUCGUUGGAAUUACAGAGCUCCAUGUACUGCUGUGAGGUGGUCGUCUUCGGAGGAACGACAAUGGUCUACGCCUCUUGCAAAACAGCUCUCUGAAGCUAUAACAGCCACAGGUCCGAUUCCGUUAGCAUCUUUCAUGCGAAUGUGUUUGACAUCGGAUUUGGGAGGAUACUACAUGUCCAGCCAAGAAGGACGAGACCAAUUUGGGCAAAAAGGAGACUUUGUUACGUCGCCUGAAAUAUCUCAGAUCUUCGGAGAACUUAUUGGUAUUUGGUUUGUGGCAGAAUGGAUGGCACAAGGAAGGAAGACCAAGGGUGUGGAGUUGGUUGAGAUAGGUCCUGGAAGAGGCACUUUGAUGGAUGAUAUGUUGCGAACAAUAAGAAAUUUCAAACCAAUGGCAUCUAGUAUAGAAGCUGUAUACCUGGUAGAAGCGAGUCCAUCUCUACGAGAAGCUCAGAAGCAGCUUCUAUGUGGAGAUAGUCCAAUGACUGAGACAUCUAUUGGACAUCAAAGCAUAAGCAAGCAUGCAAAUCUUCCUAUCAUCUGGACAGAGAAUAUAAAAUUUGUACCAUCAGUUCAAGACAAAAGUCCUUUCAUAGUAGCUCACGAAUUCUUCGAUGCUCUCCCGAUUCAUGCUUUCCAAUCAAUAGCACCUUCAGACUCAUCUCAAGAGAGUAUCCAAACACCAACAGGACAACACGAACUCUCUCCCUCUGCCAGGCAACCCAAAGGUCCACAAUGGCGAGAAAUGGUCGUUUCACCAACUCCUCUAAGCUCGACACAUACCACUCUUAACACUCCCAAAUCCCAACAAUCCUCCAACCCACCUCCAGAUUUCCAGCUCACACUUUCAAAAGCAUCAACUCCACACAGUCUCUACCUCCCCGAGAUAUCACCCCGCUACCGAGCCCUGAAAUCCACCCCCGAUUCCCUGAUAGAAAUAUCCCCCGAAUCUCACGCCUACGCCCAAGAAUUCGCCAAAAGAAUAGGAGGCUCCAAAGAAGAACCCAAACAAACACCAUCAGGAGCAGCCAUAAUCCUCGAUUACGGACCAGCUGGCACGAUCCCCACUAACUCCUUACGGGGUAUCCGAGAACACAAACGAGUUUCUCCUCUCAGCUGGCCGGGACUCGUCGAUCUUUCGACAGAUGUGGAUUUCACUGCUCUAGCUGAAGCGGCUCUGGGUGCUAGUCCUGGUGUAGAGGUCCAUGGAGCGGUGGAGCAGGGAGCAUUUUUGCAGGCUAUGGGGAUUAAGGAGAGGGCUGAGAUGUUGAUGGAGGGCUUGAAAGGAGAGGAGGAAAAGACGAGGAUUGAGGGGGCGUGGAAGAGGUUGGUUGAUAGAGGAGGGAGUGGAAUGGGGAAAGUUUAUAAGGCUAUGGCGAUUGUGCCGGAGAGUGGUGGGAGGAGGAGACCCGUGGGAUUUGGUGGGGAUGUUGAUGCGUGAGUAGGGGAUUUGUAUUGUAUGGGUGUAUUAUAUGUGAAUAUUAUGUAUGUCAGUGAUAAGUAUGCCCAGUCACUAUUUUGGAGAGCAUAAGACACUUUGAAG